Messenger RNA from Cynoglossus semilaevis (tongue sole), 521 nucleotides. RefSeq names its product protein FAM13A-like. The transcript has 2 exons. The coding region runs from base 147 to 521 and encodes 124 amino acids. The record is from RefSeq and is a predicted model, not a curated record. NCBI's taxonomy places the organism in Eukaryota, Metazoa, Chordata, Actinopteri, Pleuronectiformes, Cynoglossidae.
AAUACUGAUCUUAAUGAUUGUAUUAUAGCCAAAAAUGAGGAGAGUGUUCAUUUAUUAUUUCAGUGAUUUUGUCAGAACUUAAAUACAAAUAGUUUAUUUUUUCAGUUUUUAUUGUCUUUAUUAUUAAAGUAUUAUUUUUUUUCUUAAUGAUUGUCCACCACACAGAGCUGAAGCUGAGACAGACAGAUGAAGCAGGGCUGAGAAGACAAAGGGAUUUUUACCCAUCAGGCAAAUCAUGUAAGACCAACGAAGACCAUAGGGAGGUGUCAGUGACAGGAAGUGAGCUGCAGGUGCUUAACAACAACGGCAACACCAAACCAGACGUGGAAGAAACGGUAAACGUCAUCAGCAACAGAAUGAAGGAGAGACGGCGAGAGCUGGGUCUGCCCGACGACAUCAAGGAGAUGAACCAUGUCCAAAUGACCAUGGAGAAGAGCAACAUGCAGAAGUGUUUGCUGUACUUUGAGAGUCUUCAUGGACGACCGGUAAGAUUCACAGAGAAGACUCUGUCUCUGAACUGA